GCCCAUUUCCAACUACUCAAAUGGGAACUGCUCACUAUCUACUCUCUCUAACCCCGUGGAUCGCCUGAAGUGGAUGGAACAAAAAAAUCCGAACAACCUAUCCAGCAUCCCUGAUUUUGUGGUCAAAGUGCCAAGAACUUCGAGUAGUAACCAAAGUGUUGGCUCUAAAAAUACUUUCCAAGUUAUUGUCCCGCAAGAAUCCAAUAUCGAGCUUGUGACGAAGCAGCAUUUCUGGCGCCAGUCCGCCUUACCUGACACAUCUGUCACCAACCGGUCCGAUGCUUGGCACUCACCGGACAUACACAUCGACUAUGCUCAGAUAGAUCCACCGAAACCCGACUGGCUCCAUCGCUUACAAGAUCUGCCGCCUAUUUACGGGCAAGUCCUGAUGGCCACCACCAGAAGCUAUGGUCUGGACACAGAUACGAUUUACCGAAUUUUCUUAUCUUCCGGUCUUGAUCUUCGAGUUCUGCAGCAUAUUUGGUCUUUGGCGAAUCGAUCCCAUCCCGGGUGGCUUACACCAUCCGAAUUGGUCAUGGCACUGGCCUUGAUCGCACUUGCCCAACAAGACUAUUUUUGCUUACAUCAACCAACGGAUUCCAUCAUUACCAACCUAUCCGUGCAACGGGCGUAUCAGUGCUCUGCACCACCACUUCCGAAUGUGGCGCUACCAAGUCCGCUCGACACAUUGUCUUAUGAUAACUUCACCGAACAUUUUCGAGCAACGGAUCCCAACGUGCCUAUCCAAAACCCUGUCCACUCUUCUUUGAAUGGAGUUUGCAACUUCCAAAUUUCCAAUGCUGCUUGUUUACGGUCGUCAGCUCCCAUUACCACUCCCCAGGCUAAUGAUGAGGAUUGGGCCGAUUUCACGUCGUGUAAGCCAUCGGGUUUUGGGUUGCCAUCUUGGCCUGCGCCAUCAGCUACCGUUGUUUCUCCAGUAAAAUUCCAACUGGAGUCGAACCUGAUGGAGGAUGAACAGUGUCCUACUGCGCCACACGAAGAUGAUUUCGGUGAAUUUCAAGUUGGCGGAAGCGUUAAAAGGAUUCUUAUGCCCCCUGGGAUGCCUUCUAACGCCGCUCCUUCUUCGAAGGAUCCCGAGCUUCAGCUUGGAGUCGGUACUUUACCAAAUUAUAAUCUAUCGGCCGAUUUUGAGUCUUACGAAAGCCCGAGGGAUACCGUGAAAUACGAAUGGAUGCGCUGUUUGCGGCAGUGUUCUGACGUUUUUGUCCAAUCACUUGAUGCACUGACGUCUCUUACCUCAGCGGCAGAUCUGGAAGAAUUCAUUGGAACGGCUGAGGCUCGUGACUUCUGUUUGGAUGUGCACCUUCGUAUCUCGCAGACUACACUAUCCCUCCUUGUUCGGCGCUGCUGCUUCUGCGUUUUCGCCUGAAAACCCGUGUUACCUGAUUCUGUUUACUCUCUU
Messenger RNA from Dicrocoelium dendriticum, 1423 nucleotides. The record is from the annotation of a GenBank genome assembly. Lineage: Eukaryota; Metazoa; Platyhelminthes; Trematoda; Plagiorchiida; Dicrocoeliidae.